Messenger RNA from Cyclopterus lumpus (lumpfish), 1604 nucleotides. RefSeq names its product CCAAT enhancer binding protein beta (gene cebpb). The record is from RefSeq and is a predicted model, not a curated record. Gene Ontology annotation, molecular function: DNA-binding transcription factor activity, RNA polymerase II-specific; RNA polymerase II cis-regulatory region sequence-specific DNA binding. NCBI's taxonomy places the organism in Eukaryota, Metazoa, Chordata, Actinopteri, Perciformes, Cyclopteridae. Gene Ontology annotation, biological process: regulation of transcription by RNA polymerase II; DNA-templated transcription. The coding region runs from base 220 to 1119 and encodes 299 amino acids. The transcript has a single exon.
ACAGGAAGACUUGUCAAUCCCUCCCAAUACAACAUCACAGCUCCUUCAAAGUAGUUUCGCAGCGUGUUGUCACGGGCCAAGUGACACGGGAGAUUUACAAAAACUCGUUGCCGUCAGACACUUCAGCCAUUUCGCAACUGAGGCAACUGAAUCCAAAAACAAUCUGGGCGUCUCAUCUCAGCCCUCCAUGCUCCUUCAAUCCGGCGGGUGUUAAGAUCCAUGGAAGUGGCCGGCUUCUACGACGAGGGCGGCUUUGCUAUUCACGGUCGAGACAGCAUUAUCAGUCCCGUCAGCAACGGCUCAUACUGGAGGGUCGGCGACUCGAUGACGGAGCUGGGCAUUGAAGAGCGGGAGAGAGCGAUCGACUUCAGCGUUUACCUGGACUCAGCUUUGCACUGUCCGCAACUGGCGGCGCAGACGCACCACCAGCAGCAGCAGCAGCAGCAGCACCAGCAGCAGCAACAGGGGGACGUUUUCUCCGAUUUCCUGGCGGAGAACAAGCUCAAGAGAGUUGCGGCUUUACAGAACUACAAGAACUACUCGCUGUUGAACGAGCUGGAGAGCAGCCAGUGCGACAACUUGAGGGACCCCAGGGAGCCCUACGCGCUGGGUUACACCGAGCUGCAGGAAACCCGCGUGGAUAGCGUGCUGAGCCCUGAACUCACCGGGAGCCGCUACAGAGCUGCCGCCGCGGCCGAGAGAGACGACAGCCAGAGAGACGCAACUAUGGAGAACGGCUCGUCUGGUUUCUACAUUCAUUACCAGUCCACCAGCGGCAGUCUCGGGAACAUCUCCACCGCGUCCUCGACUUGCUCCAGCCCGCCCGGCACACCUGGCCCGUCGGGUGAAAGCAGGUCACCGUCGCACCGUGGCAAAAUGUCCUCCGGGAAAGCGAAGAAGCGCCUGGAUAAGGACAGCGACGAGUACAGGGUGAGGAGGGAGAGGAACAACCUCGCGGUGAGGAAGAGCAGGGACAAAGCCAAAGUGCGCAACAUGGAGACUCAACAUAAAGUGCUGGAACUGGCUGCAGAGAACGAUCGUUUACAAAAGCGCGUAGAGCAGCUGUCCAGAGAGCUGUCCACCCUGCGCAACCUGCUCUCUGCCACCGGGCAGUGUUAGAAAACCUCCACCAGAGACUCCACGCGGGCCACUGGGCUGCUUGUCUAAUCAUCGAUGGACUUUAGAGCUGGAGGUGAUCCACUGAACAAGUGUUGGAAAACGGUACGCUUCACAGGUGAAGACAGCGACCACCAGUUUACAGGGACAGUUGAAAAUGGGACUGAAGGAGUGGGUGCAUGGAUUGCGCAAUCAUUCACGAUUCUUCACAUGUCACCGUAGCUUUAUUCUCAGAUGUAAUUUUGUUUGUGUAUGCAGUAUUUCGGUGCAUAUUUUACAUACACGCGAGUGAAUUUCUACAUUUUGUGUAUCUGGAAGCAAUGGUUGUUGAGGGAAGAGUUGUGCUGCAGUGAAAUGAUGCAACUCUUUGUAAUAGUAGUGGCAAUGAAUGAAAUAAGUCAAAUUAUUUAAUAUUAAAUGGUUAAAUGCUUUAAAUGUACUUGAUAUUUUAUUGAAUUAAACAGAUUUAUACUUUGUCUAAACAAUUA